AUGGCCAGCCAACUCGGUAGGAAGGCGGCCGCGCAGCUUGCGGGCCAAACCCGGCUGUUCAGCUCGAGUGCAGCCCGCAAUGCCUCGCAGGUCAAGAGUCUCGGUGUAAUCGGCGCCGGGCAGAUGGGCUUGGGCAUCGCGCUGGUCGCUGCGCAGAAGGCUGGCGUGCCCGUCACGCUCGUCGACUCGUCGCAGGCAUCGCUGGACAAGGGCCUCGGCUUCGCAGACAAACUUCUCUCCAAGGACGUGUCGAAAUCGCGCAUCACCCAGGAGCAGGCCGACAAGGCCCGCGGCCUUCUCAGGCCAACGACCUCCAUUGAGGAGCUCGGCGGUGUCGAUUUCGUCAUCGAAGCGGUACCCGAGAUCCCCCAGCUCAAGUUUGACAUCUUCGCCAAGCUGGCCGAGGUCUGCCCCAAGCAUGCCAUUCUGGCAACCAACACCUCUUCAAUCUCCAUCACCAAGAUCGCCGCUGCCACGACCAAAGACCCCAAGGACACGUCUGCCAGCUCCCGCGUGGUCUCGACGCACUUCAUGAACCCGGUCCCCGUGCAAAAGGGUGUCGAGAUCAUCAGCGGUCUGCAGACCAGCGCAGAGACGCUCGAAACGGCCGUCGAGUUCUGCAAGGCCAUGGGCAAAGUCACAUCAGUCUCGGCUGAUUCGCCAGGCUUCCUUGCCAACCGCAUCCUGAUGCCAUACAUCAAUGAGGCGGUCAUCUGUCUCGAGACGAACGUUGGCGACCGCGACUCCAUCGACGCUAUCAUGAAGAAUGGAACAAAUGUUCCCAUGGGCCCUCUCCAGCUCGCCGACUUCAUUGGCCUGGACACUUGCUUGGCCAUCAUGAAGGUCCUCCACCAGGAGACGGGUGACUCCAAGUACCGGCCCAGUGUCCUCCUUGCCAAAAUGGUUGACGCUGGUUGGCUCGGCAAGAAGAGCGGCAAGGGCUUCUACGACUACUAG
Microdochium trichocladiopsis is the source of this 957-nucleotide messenger RNA. Its product is annotated as 3-hydroxyacyl-CoA dehydrogenase. Gene Ontology annotation, molecular function: oxidoreductase activity, acting on the CH-OH group of donors, NAD or NADP as acceptor; NAD+ binding. Gene Ontology annotation, biological process: fatty acid metabolic process. The transcript is spliced from 3 exons. Lineage: Eukaryota; Fungi; Ascomycota; Sordariomycetes; Xylariales; Microdochiaceae. The coding region runs from base 1 to 957 and encodes 318 amino acids. The record is from RefSeq and is a predicted model, not a curated record.